AUGAAGGCAAAUCCAAAUGAUCCUCCAACAACAACUAUUGAGCCUAUAACAUCUACUACAAUAACAAUAUCUUCAACAACAAGUAUUUCCACAACAACAUCUCCAAUAACAAGUACUUCUACAACUACUACUACGACAUCUCCAACAACAAGCACUACCACAACAACUACUACGACAUCUCCAACAACGAGUACUACCACAACAACUACUACAACAUCUCCAACAACGACUACUACUACAACAACUACUACAACAUCUCCAACAACGACUACUACUACAACUACCACAACUACAACACCACCAUUAUGCCCUACUCAGACUAAUAAAGUUCAAUUAUAUUUAGAUUUAACAAAUUCUGAUACAUUCUCUUAUAAUACUUUUGGUAAAAUAGAUGGAACAGAUUGUGCCUCAUGUCCAAAAUAUCAAUAUUUCCCUUCUGAAAGUGGUGAUAUUAUAACAUUUGGAGAGGAAUUAGCAAUAGGAUAUUUUGCCUGUUCAAAUCAAUUUAUAUGUAUGUGUGAUGAAUCAAAUAAAUGUUAUACUUCAACAUCACCUGAAACUUAUGUUGUAAUGACAUCAUCAUGUACUGGAGGUACAUGUUCUGUGUAUGGUAUUGUUGGAACAUCAAAAGUUCCUGUAGCAGGUGAAGGUUUCAAAGAUACUGGUAAUACAAUUAUAUAUCCAGCAGAUGAAGAUUUUAGUUUAAAUUUAACAUCAGAAAGUAUGGCAUCAGGAUUAUAUCCUAAAAUUAAAGCUAUAAAAUGUGGUGCAUGUAGUACCACUAUAUCACCAUGUCUUUCAGGAUUAACAAUUCCUUAA
This is a messenger RNA of Strongyloides ratti, 819 nucleotides long. RefSeq lists its product as hypothetical. The record is from RefSeq and is a predicted model, not a curated record. The transcript has 3 exons. NCBI's taxonomy places the organism in Eukaryota, Metazoa, Nematoda, Chromadorea, Rhabditida, Strongyloididae. Bases 1 to 819 code for a protein of 272 amino acids.